This is a messenger RNA of Hemibagrus wyckioides, 1091 nucleotides long. RefSeq names its product annexin A14 (gene anxa14). Gene Ontology annotation, molecular function: calcium-dependent phospholipid binding; calcium ion binding. The record is from RefSeq and is a predicted model, not a curated record. NCBI's taxonomy places the organism in Eukaryota, Metazoa, Chordata, Actinopteri, Siluriformes, Bagridae. The transcript has 12 exons. Gene Ontology annotation, cellular component: cytoplasm. Bases 52 to 996 code for a protein of 314 amino acids.
UGUGUGUGUGUGUGUGUGUGUGUGGUCAGACAUCCUGAGCAGAACUGAGCAAUGAUAGAGACGAUGAACUGGGGCACUAUAGGAUCUGUUCGACCUUUCCCAGUCUUCCAGCCGGAGAAAGAAGUGUCUGACCUUCAGGCUGCCCUUGAACAGAAAGAUGUGAGCACUCUGGUGAGGAUCCUGACCGACCGCAGUAACAGUCAGAGACUGUGCCUUGCUGAGACGUACCGCUCUGUCAAUCAUCAGGACCUCAGUGUGAGGCUUAAGACGGUUCUGAAUGGAGAUUUGGAGGUGCUGAUACUCGACCUGAUGAUGACACCAGAACAGUUUGAAGCUCAACGUCUCAGACGAGCCAUGGAGGGUCUGGGUACAGAUGAAGAAACCCUUCUGGAGAUCCUGUGUUUGCGUUCAGCUGAGCAGCUUUCUAACCUUGCAGCAGUGUACACUAAAGAAUAUCAGCGUGACCUGGAGAAUGACCUGACCAGUGAGACCAGUGGAGAUUUCAGGCAGCUGCUGCUGGCUUUGCUGAAGAAAAAACAGGUGGCCGAGAAUGUGGACCUGGAUGUGAAACUUCUCUGUAACGAGCUCAACAACUCUAAGCCUGACAUCACACCGUGGAUUCAAGUGCUGACCAUGAGAGAUCCAGAUCAUAUCAGGAGUGUGCUGACUCAUCUGGAAGCUGAGCGAGGCCAGCCUGUUACUGCAGAAAUAGAGAAGCACUUUGGUGGACACUUCAACAGAGAUGUCAGACUGGGCCUACAGGUCCUAGUGCUCUCCAUCGAGGACCCAUAUCUUUACUUGGCCCAGAGAAUCCAGCCUAUGAAAGACUCACAAAAGAUGCAAGGAGUACUGGUGUCUCACUGCGAGGAGGAUCUUCUGGCUGUUAGAGUGGCAUUCAAGAAGAACACUGGGAAAUCUCUUUACUCCACCAUACAGGACACGUUCAAGGGGGACAUCCAGCAGAUUUUUCUAGCUUUAUGUCGCUAUGAAGACUGAGAAGUACACAGCCAUUAGCGUAUAUCUAUAUACGUAUCUUAUCAAUAUACAUGUCAUGUGAACAAAAACCAAUAAAUGCUGUGAACUGCUCAGAA